AUGAGAGUUGUGGACAACUUGUUGGAAUGGCAACCCACGACUUCUGUGAUUUGCUGGUUUCAAGCACAUACUUGUUCCUCACAAAAUGCAGUUCAUGAAAUGGUAGAGCUCUCGCUUCCGACACCAGUAAAAGCCAGCAGUAGCUCUCCGUUCGCCAGCAGCAGUCAUCAGUCACGACUCUCAGUACAGCAAAUUUAUGAGUGGAGAGAUACUUUCGCUGCCGCGUACGACUCGUCUCGCUUCGAUCUGCAAGCACUACUUGAUGGCGAUAAACGCGAUGCUAGAAAUACUUACACUCUACCUCUGGCUAUUGCUGCUCUCUUUUCGAUGAAACGCGCAAAGGUGUUGUCAAAAAGGUACAUUUUCCAGGAAGCGAGGUCGAUCAAGGCCUUGAUCGCAGGUUAA
This is a messenger RNA of Plasmopara halstedii, 405 nucleotides long. RefSeq lists its product as uncharacterized. NCBI's taxonomy places the organism in Eukaryota, Oomycota, Peronosporomycetes, Peronosporales, Peronosporaceae. The record is from RefSeq and is a predicted model, not a curated record. Bases 1 to 405 code for a protein of 134 amino acids. The transcript has a single exon.